GCGGCGGGCAGCAAGGGAGCUGCUGGGAUCUGCUCCCUGCUGUGAGGGAUGUGAGGGUGGAGAAACCUGGAUGGAAGCUGAACGGCAACCAGAGUGGUAUAAAACUGAACCAGAACACAAGAAUGAGAUCAACGCCGCAAGACUACAGAAUCGGAGCACCUUGGAAUAGAUGCGAGUACAAGACUUUGCACUGGCUAAAGCUGCCUUGGAAAGCCAUGGCUGCCGCCCCCCAUCUCAACUCGGAUGCACUCCGAGAGGUCCUGGAGUGCCCCAUUUGUAUGGAGUCCUUCACUGAGGAGCACCUGAGACCCAAGCUCUUACACUGUGGGCACACCAUCUGCAAACAGUGCUUGGAGAAACUCCUAGCAAACAGCAUUAAUGGGAUACGGUGCCCUUUUUGCAGCAAAAUCACGCGAAUCACAAGCUUAGCUCAGCUGACUGACAAUCUUACUGUGCUGAAGAUCAUAGACACCGCUGGACUGGGGGAAGUGGUGGGUCUUCUCAUGUGCAAGGUCUGUGGGAGAAGGUUGCCAAGACACUUUUGCAAGAGCUGUAGCUUGGUUUUAUGUGAGCCAUGCAAGGAGACAUCACACAUGCCCCAAGGGCAUAGAGUCAUUGCUAUCAAAGAGGCUGCUGAAGAGCGUAGGAGGGAAUUUGGGACGAGGCUUGCCAGGCUUCGGGAGCUCAUGGGUGAUCUGCAGAAAAGAAAAGCAUCUCUGGAGGGUGUUUCGAGAGACCUGCAGUCUAGAUACAAAGCAGUUCUGCAAGAAUACAGCAAAGAAGAGCGCAAGAUCCAGGAAGAACUGGCCAGGUCACGCAAGUUCUUCACCACCGCUUUGUCUGAAGUGGAAAAGGUAAAUAAUCAGGUGAUGGAGGAGCAAGCUUAUCUGCUGAACUUAGCAGAAGUGCAGAUAAUGUCUCGCUGUGACUAUUUCCUUGCCAAAAUAAAGCAGGGAGAUAUAGCUCUCUUGGAGGAGGCAGCAGAUGAGGAAGAACCAGAACUGACAAACAGUCUCCCAAGGGAGCUGACUCUUCAAGAGGUUGAACUCCUUAAGGUGAGCCAUGUGGGACCACUGCAGAUCGGGCAGGUGGUGAAGAAACCCCGGACUGUGAACAUGGAGGAAUCGCUCAUGGAAACUGCAGCAUCCUCAUCAGCAUCAUUUCGGGAGCCUGACUUGGUGCAAGAGGAGGCCAGCUGCACACCGAAUUCCUCACCAGCCAAGCCAAGGAUGCCUGAAGCAGCCACGAGCAUCCAGCAGUGUCACUUCAUCAAGAAGAUGGGCUCCAAGGGCAGCCUGCCAGGGAUGUUUAAUCUCCCCGUCAGCCUACACGUCACCCUGCAAGGAGAGGUGCUUGUGGCGGACCGAGGCAAUUUCCGAAUCCAGGUUUUUACCCGCAAGGGCUUUCUGAAGGAGAUCCGCCGGAGCCCUAGCGGAAUCGAUAGUUUUGUAUUGAGUUUCCUUGGAGCAGACUUGCCUAAUUUGACUCCCCUUUCUGUCACCAUGAACUGCCACGGCCUGAUAGGUGUGACUGACAGCUACGAUAACUCUGUCAAGGUCUACACCAUGGACGGCCAUUGCGUGGCGUGUCACCGGAGCCAGCUAAGCAAGCCCUGGGGCAUCGCCGCCCUGCCUUCCGGGCAGUUUGUAGUGACCGACGUGGAAGGGGGGAAACUCUGGUGUUUCACGGUGGACCGCGGUGUGGGGGUCGUGAAGUACAGUUGCUUGUGUAGCGCAGUGCGCCCAAAGUUUGUCACCUGCGAUGCUGAAGGGACCAUAUACUUCACUCAAGGGCUGGGGCUUAACCUGGAAAACCGGCAGUAUGAACACCAUUUAGAGGGAGGCUUUUCAAUUGGCUCCGUCGGCCCUGAUGGACAGCUGGGACGCCAGAUUAGCCACUUCUUCUCCGAGAAUGAGGAUUUCAGGUGCAUUGCUGGCAUGUGUGUCGAUGCCAGGGGAGACCUCAUUGUUGCUGACAGCAGCCGUAAAGAAAUCCUGCAUUUUCCUAAAGGAGGUGGCUAUAAUAUCCUAAUCCGGGAAGGGCUCACCUGUCCUGUCGGUAUCGCCAUUACUCCCAAAGGGCAGCUGCUGGUGCUGGACUGUUGGGAUCACUGCAUUAAGAUCUACAGUUACCAUCUGAGAAGAUAUUCCACCCCUUAAAGGCAUGUGUCUAGGUAAAGCCCCUUUUGGCAGCAGAAAUUCUUCCAGCCUCAUUGCAAUCUGACGGGAACCGGUGUCAAGUGUUCAGGAAGAUUGUGCCGUAACCGAAGAGGGUUUGGCACAGAGGCUGUUAUGUUUUGUGUUUAGAAACAAAAUAGUUUACGUGGUGGUGGUGGUCUGCUUUUUCUUCUUUUUUUCUGUCAGAUCCGUACAAUAAAAAAGAACAAGUGUUAGGGAAAGAACCCAUCUUUCUGGAGUAUUGGUUCCUUGCUAAAUGACUGGUCACUCCAUAAACCUUCUCACCUCCUUUCGCCACAUCUCCUACGCUUCCAGCUUCAACCACUGUAUCUUUCUUUGUGCCAUAAACUCUGACUGACUGCUCUAAAUCACCGUCCUUUAGAGGACGAGAGAGGCAAUCCUCUUCUUGCUGUGGUACUCGCAAGGAACUGGGUAGCAGUUGUCUGGGCAACUACUAGAGAAAGCAAUUUCUGAUUGCAGCACUGCAUAAAACUCAAUAGCCCUCUUAAACUGCGGGGAGAUGGAGCUUUACUUUCAAGCUGACGAGGGAGGGUAUUUCUCUCUCUUUUUCUGGUAUUCGGGAGAUCGCCCCUGUCGUGCCAUUUGUGAACCGUGUCUGUUCAAUGUGAAGUGAGUACUGUGCAGUCGUGGGAGACCGAGCUGAGACAGAAAACUGCCCUCUGAUGGCAACAGGGUUUUUAUUACUACUAAGAGUUCUGCUAGGUAGAAGGGGGUAAAAAGGGAGGGGGCUGGAGGAAAAAAAAACAAACCAGGGGAAACCUAUGGUUGAUAUUUACUGUUGUUUUAUUAUUAAAUGUAUCCUGGAAACUGUCUUUGGAAGGUAUG
Gavia stellata (red-throated loon) is the source of this 3023-nucleotide messenger RNA. RefSeq names its product tripartite motif containing 32 (gene TRIM32). Gene Ontology annotation, molecular function: zinc ion binding; protein binding. The record is from RefSeq and is a predicted model, not a curated record. Lineage: Eukaryota; Metazoa; Chordata; Aves; Gaviiformes; Gaviidae.